AUGGUGAAGGAGCUAAAAAAGAAACAUAACUUGAGUUUGGUUGGGUUGAUUGAGACUAAAAGACAGGUUGUGACAAGAUUUGAUAUUGGGAGGAUUUGGGGGAAUAGUGGGGCGGGAUGGGAAUAUUUAUGCGUCGAAGGUGUUGUGCUGAAAAAUGGAUUCAAUUAUGCCUUUUUCUUGGUCUAUGGUGCACAUAGUAGAGAAGAGAAGAGUCAUGUGUGGGAGGAAUUGAGCUACAUUGCUGGCCUAUGUCAGGUUCCUUCUUGUUUCAUGGGGGAUUUUAAUGAGAUUGUGUCUGUCGAGGAAUGGAAAGGGACUGUUAGUUUACCACUGUCUGCAGAUGAUUUUAGGGGUUGGAUCCAAGACAUGCACCUAGUGGAUUUGCCACUUACUGAUCGCAAGUUUACGUGGUUCCGUGGCCGUUCAUGCAAUCGAAUUGAUAGAGCUAUGGUGAGUGUAGAAUGGCUAAAGGAGUUCCCUGAGACCCGAUUGAGGGGCGGACCACGGGGCAUGUCAGAUCACUCUCCACUCAUUGUGGAAGAUGGAAAGAUGAGGGGAGGGCCGAGGCCUUUUCGAAGUCUUGAUUCAUGGUUUACACAUGAAGGUUUUCUUAGGAUGGUUAAGGAGGAAUGGAGAAGUUUGGGGGAGCUGGGGUUCACAGAUAAGUUGAAGGCGUUAAGGGGCCCCCUGGGGAGAUGGCAUAAGGAGAAUUUUGGUGAUAUGGACAAGAAGAUCUCGAAGUAUGAGGACGAGAUUAAAAAGGUGGAUAAUAUGGUAAGUAAUGGAGUGUAUGAUGGAACUCUCGAGACUAGGAGGAAGGUGUUAGUUACUUGCUGUGAGAGGUGGUAUGUCAGGAAAGAGGUUCAUUGGAAGCAAAUGUCUCGAUCUCGGCAAGCAAAGGAUAUGGACAGGAACACAAGAUACUUCCACCAUAUAGCAUCAGCAAGACGGAGGAAUAAUCGGAUUGAUACUCUGAUAGUCAAUGGCAGACUGGUAAGGAAUCAAGCUAGGAUCAAGUUAGCGAUUAAGGAGUUCUAUAAAGAUCUGUAUCAUCAGGAGAGAUCUCUAGUAGAAAGGAUAGAUGAGGAAGAGUCUGCAACCUUGGAGGCGCUGCCAUCAGCUGAGGAAAUAAGAGAGGCAGUGUGGGAUUGUGAGUCAUCGAAGGCGCCAGGCUGUGAUGGGUACAAUAUGAACUUCAUAAAGAGGUGCUGGGAUGAGAUUGUGGUUGAAUUUACGGCAGCAGUGAUGAAGUUCUUUUAG
Arachis stenosperma is the source of this 1260-nucleotide messenger RNA. RefSeq lists its product as uncharacterized. The coding region runs from base 1 to 1260 and encodes 419 amino acids. Lineage: Eukaryota; Viridiplantae; Streptophyta; Magnoliopsida; Fabales; Fabaceae. The transcript is spliced from 2 exons. The record is from RefSeq and is a predicted model, not a curated record.